This is a messenger RNA of Radiomyces spectabilis, 270 nucleotides long. RefSeq lists its product as uncharacterized. The transcript has 2 exons. The record is from RefSeq and is a predicted model, not a curated record. Lineage: Eukaryota; Fungi; Mucoromycota; Mucoromycetes; Mucorales; Radiomycetaceae. The annotation marks the transcript as partial.
AUGCCCAAGAAACCCAUAUCUGGCGUCACGGAUGGCAUGUUUCUUUCCGAGAACGAAGUCUACGACGUCAUCCAACAAUACAUGCCAAGCGAGACUUUGAAACAAAACGAUUUGGCAGAAUGGAUGAGUAAGGACGGUUUUUGGGGCCCUGCCAAACGAAAACAAUAUCGCGACUUUACUUGGGACGACAUAUGCAAUAUUCAGCAAUUCCGAGCUAUGGUGAAAGCGUCCCUUUCAAGCAUUCGCACGAGCGGAUACGGAAGGAAAAGC